Cylindrotheca closterium is the source of this 1023-nucleotide messenger RNA. The record is from the annotation of a GenBank genome assembly. NCBI's taxonomy places the organism in Eukaryota, Bacillariophyta, Bacillariophyceae, Bacillariales, Bacillariaceae.
AUGGCAGGUGAAGAUGAACACAUGCAAGAUGACAUCGACGCCGGAUGGUUUAUACUGAAUAUCGAUGGAGAUGACGAGGAUCUCGAUGAAGAUGAGGAUAUGCAAGAUGACAUCGAGGAUCUCAAUGAAGACGUUGAGAAAGAUUACCUCAUCGCUAGACGUGUGACAAUUCAAGCCAUAAUGCGUAAUGAUUCAAUCAGCGACCAGGACAAGCGUUUGCAAAUUCAAGCAAUAAUGCGUGCUGUAGGGGCGACGCCAUCACCAUCACCAGUAUUACCGGAAAACAAGUCACCUUGUGUCCACUACGAACGAAAUUGCAACAUUAUUGCGCCAUGCUGCCGCCAUGUAUAUGGGUGCAGAAUUUGUCAUGACGAAUCAAAUCUAGCCAGUCACCCAAUUAUGAACCAAUUCCUAGUCUGCAAGCUGUGCAAUAUUAAGCAACAAAUAUCCAAUCAAUGCAUCAGCUGCAAAGCCAUUUUUGGCAAGUACCAUUGCAGUACCUGCAAUCUUUGGAUGUCACAGUCCAAGAAGCCUUUUCACUGCACAAAAUGUGGAUGUUGUCGAGUUGGGGGCGCUGACGCCUUUCGACACUGUGACGAAUGCUGUACGUGUAUAUCCAUUGGUGUAUAUGCGGAUCACCAAUGCUCCAAGGACAAAUACAAGAAAAAAUGCCCUGUGUGUGAAGACGACAUGCUCUCGCCACCUCAAUCUCCUCAGGAUCUUCCUUGUGGCCACACUAUUCACGCUCACUGUUUUCGAAAACUGGCUGGCUUUGAUUAUCGAUGUCCCAUCUGCGAAAAGCCUGUCGUCUCAACAAAACAACUGAUAGUCCACUGGGAUUCAAGGGUACGAGACAUUGCAGAGCACCCUAUGCCAGCGGAUCUUCAAAGAGUUAUCGACAUGAUGUGCAAUGAUUGCGAGACGAAAAGUUAUGGCCUGAAUUGGCAUUUUCUUGGCAUCCAAUGCCCAAAGUGCAACUCUUUCAAUACAGCUGUGGAGCAGGUUCUCAGUUCUGGGGAGUAG